Messenger RNA from Cryptomeria japonica (Japanese cedar), 4183 nucleotides. RefSeq lists its product as uncharacterized. The transcript is spliced from 11 exons. The record is from RefSeq and is a predicted model, not a curated record. The coding region runs from base 347 to 3952 and encodes 1201 amino acids. NCBI's taxonomy places the organism in Eukaryota, Viridiplantae, Streptophyta, Pinopsida, Cupressales, Cupressaceae.
AAUGUAGCAAUUAAUGUGUCCAAUGACACCAUACCGUUGUCUCAACGGCCAUGAUUUUGAGUGUUACAAGAGGGAUUCUGAUUCUCUGUACGUUUGACCGCGCCUCCAACGGCUAUCUACAUGGUACAGCUGUUUUCUUCCCGCCCGGUCCCAUCCCUAUUCUAAAUACUACAACAACAAUUAUUACAAAAAUGAGUAACAGCGGCUCGUUUGGACAAUCAACAUGGAAAUGGUGGAUUUUUAGCAUUCUUUGUCACACAUGGCGAGAAAGAAGUGAAGCGUCCGCCAGGCCUGCGUUUAUAUGGGUUCGGAGAGGAGUUGAGAUUGAGAGGCAGAGGUGAACACCAUGGAAGUGGAGGCUUUUCAAGAAUGUUGGAAGGAAGAAUCUCUCACCUUUGUCAAGGAGGAGUUUUAUGAGAGCAUUCAAGCUCCCAGAUGGAUUGAUUUCACCCUUCCUGUCCCUCAGGAACCGCUAAUUGACGACAAUGCCUGGUUUUGUGUUCGAGCUGGAUGCGAUCAGAAACACGGCACGCUCUUGGAUCAUUCUUACUCGCUGAAGUCUCAAGCAUCCAAAUCUGUUGGUUUUAUUUCCAAGUCGCCAACAAUGGAGGGCAAAUCUAGCGUCAAACCAAGACUAAGAGCUCAGCUAUCUACCCCAACAUCAAAGGGCAAAGACAGAACACCAGGGAAAGCAAAACCUCCUCUUAUGUCUUCUAGUAAACUUAGACAGAAACAAUGCGAGGAGAAUGAGGAUCCAAACUCAGCAAAUAUUGGAACCUUUAAUUUCAAAAUGGAUGUCAGUGGUGCUGAAGGCUUUUCAUCUCCAAAACCAUCAUCCAAUGCAGAUGGGCUGGAUAAUUUAGAAAAGAAUCCACCAGAUAUCUUGACUGGAAAGCAGGCAGUUGCAGCAUCUGAUAUCAAUUUAACUCCACAAAAUCAAUCUAUAAAAGUCACUACUGCCUUUUCCACUCCUCGGAUUAAAAAAAAUCACUCAGUCAAACGAGAACCCUUCAGAAGUAACCCAGCUUUGUCAAAGGGGAUGAAUACUGCAGCUAGAAGCAAAGCAGUUGCACCAAGGCGCAUAUUGUUUGAAACUCCAACUAAAUCUGUAAAGAAGACUCCAUCAAAAGCCCUUACACCUGUAACAAAACACUUUUCUAACCCUAAGAAACAUGUACAGUUUGCUGCAAUUGAUAACAAAUACUCUUCACCUGCAAAGGUAACUCCUAGGGUGUGUUUUACUCCUUGUAGUCUCCAGCCUAGUGAGUCUUCUCUUUCGAGGGUUCAUAAUUUCCCAAGUUCUUCAAGACCAAAGGAUUCUAGAAAAGUGACAAAUCACCCUCCCUCGCAUAGAAAAGUCCUUGUCUCCGAACAAAGUAAUGAGAAAGAAAGUUUAAUAAGGGCAAAUAUACAGGAAAUGGAUUUGGUACAGGGGAAUGUUGGAAGCACUUGUAAGGAUGGGGUGUGGAGUGAGAAUCUAUCAUCAAUUAAACAGUCACACACUGGCAAUGAUGAUGAACAGAAUCCUCCUACAUAUCCUGGAGAAACUAGCAAAGAGAAAAAUUCCAAAGAAACCAUGAAGCGUGAAUCUGGAAUGGAAGAACAAUAUGCGGCACGGCAUGCUUCUAUAAUUUCUGGUAAGCGAUUAACCUAUGGCAUUAGUGAGAUAGAAAGCCACAAAGAAUCUGAGAGUUAUGGUGCAGAGGCAUCUACUUCUAAUCAAGAUAAAGCAAAUGGGGUGGAGCAAAUCUUCAAAGGUUUGAGAAAGGACAGAGAAAAUGAGAAGCAAAAUCAUUCCGAUGGGAAAAUUGAGAUAGCAAUUCUUGAAGUUGGAGAAAAUGACGAUCAGAAUAAAUUUGAUGUGAAAGCUGAUGAUAGUAAUCUAGAAAGGAGAGACAAUGAAGCUGAGAUGAGUUCUACCGCUGAUAACAGAGCAGCUAGAGAAAUGACGCUGAUAAAAAAUCGGUUUCCUUCUGAAUUAGAGUGCAACCUUCAAAAUGAUUCCGAUGGGAAAACUGAGAUGGAAAUUCUUAGAGACAGAAAGAAUGAUGAUGAGAUUAUUCAACAUGUGAAACCUAUUGAUGGAAGUCUACAGGAGACAGAAAACAAUGAUGGUUCUGCUUCCGAGUCAGUGUUAAGUGGUAGAAAUAUGAGAGUAACAGAAACUACUGUUCUGAAAAGUGAAUUUGAUGUGAAGCAUAAUGAACAAAAUUUAGAAGGGAAAGAUAAUAAAUUUGUUAUGUAUUCAGCUGCUGAAAACAAAGGAUCUGAUGCUGAAAAUACAAUCAUAAUUUCGAUGGGGUCUGAAUCUGAGUCUAAACUUGAAGUUGAUUCUGAUGGGAGAGCUGAGACAACAAUUCUUGAAGAUGGAAAACAUGAUGGUCAGGAUGCAUUGGUUGUCAGACAUAAUGACAACAAUCUAAAAGAGGGAGAAACUAAAAUUGUGAUGAAUUCUGGUCCUGAAAACGAGAAAGUGGGUGAAGUUCUGACAAUUUCUGAUUGUGUGAAUACAAGAGCCGUACUAGAAACUGGAAUUGAAGUUGAGCCUUCCAAGGUUGUGUCCCAGGAUAGAAAUGUGGGAAAACAGGAUGAUUUUUAUCCGAAGAACAAGCAAAAUUCAAAGGAGAAUGAAGAUCAUGUUAUAUUUGAUCAGCAUGUGAUCAGAGGAGCAAAAGAAGGGAAUGCAGGGGAAGUCAUUCAGUUGGAAUCUGAUUUGGAAUUUCAGAGCAAGAUACUCCAGAAAGACAUAAGUUCAGAUUCGGGGGAGCGUUUGGAGGUUACUGUGAAUGUUGCAGUUAAAUAUGUGAAAGAAGAUAAUAGAGAUUCAAUGCAAAAGAUAAAUGCAUAUAGCUUAGCAACUGAAAAUGGUGAAUUAAAGCAGUGCAACGAGCUAAAAGACCAUACUAUUGAGGUUGGUAGUUCUGAUUCCAGGACUAGCCUUUCAGAGGUUAAUCGCCAGUCUCAUCUUGCAGAAAAUGAGAUGAUUAAAUCUGAUGUUUGGGGCCACGCACACUGUUUAGAAACUUUUGAGGAGCACCACCAUGGAGGAUUAAAUCGUCUUCAAUUGAAAGGUAUAGAUGGUGGACUGGAUUGUGAUGAAUACUCCAUUAUCCCUCAAUCAAAAUCUGAUAGUUCUCUAUUAUUUGUGUCAGAGUCCUUAAGUAGCGAAGUUGUUUGUCAGCUACCAAGGGACUGUGAUGAAAUCCCUCCACUUGUUGAACUCAAAAAAAAUGAGGAGAUUAGGUUGCCUGACAGGGAUUGUUUGCCACAUUCGAAAUCUGAUGGAGCUGUGGAAGUUUUAGCUGUUGCAGGUUGCAAUGUAAAGAAAGAGAUUCUCUCCACUCCAUCAAAAGGAGAGAAGAGGACCUUCAACAGGACUAGUGGGGAGAUGAACUCAAAGAUAAAUUGUUCCAAUGGUGAAGUCUGUCAAGAUGAGAGUUGCUGCAUGGCAUUCUCCACCUGCCAGUCAGCACUGCCAACUAAAGUUAAUGGCACAUCUAUACCACGCGCAUUUAACCAUAAGAAGAUUAAACCUACAUUGCCUAGACCUUUUCGACUGAGAACUGCGGAAAGAGGAGAGCGUAAGGAGAUGGGCCUCAACAAAAAAACACAACUUGCAGAGGAAAAUGAAACCUCGCCUAUGAGGGAAAUAAGGGCAAACAAAGCACAGGGGACCCAUUCACAUAUUGAUCCAUCAAAGCGUGGGAAAUCUGAAACACCUAAACCUCAUGAAGGGAAACCCAAAUCCAGACCUAGGCAUAUUGAAGAUGUCAUGCCAAAAAUGUUGGAAGACAAAGGAGAAGAAAUAAAAAGUACUCCAGAGGAACCACUAAAUCAUCGGCCUGUUAAGAUGCCAAACUUUUCGAAACCACCUUUUAAACCUAUGAGAUCAACUAAAAAGCUGACAACACCCAAGGAGCCAAAUUUUCACCCCAUGCACUCCAAAAAGUAGUGUACGAAAGGAGUGGAAUCAUCGGACAGAGCUAUAGUUUGAAUUUCAAUGUGGUGUUUGUUCAAUCAAUGUUGAAAUCCCAAUAAUUCUACGAUUCUUUAUUUAUUCUUAUCAAGUGUGUAAAAUAACAGGCUUUUAUAUAUGCGGAUAUUGUAACUAUGCGGAUAUUGUAACUUAUAUGAUUUUGUAUGUUCCUUGUAUUUUAUUAUUAGAGAAGGCUUUUUACAGCAA